CCUGUUUUGUUCCGUUUCCGGGGAAAUGUAUGGGGUCCUGUGUGAGUUCUUCAUGAGACAGUAAAGGCUGGAAGAUACCCAGGCUGGCAGCUUCCUUCCCGACCGUGUCAGAGAGUUGGAGCAGCCUGUUAGGGAAGUGCAUCUAGUUCACCGCUGCUCGGAGCGGUCCUUUCCUUCCCCCUGGAGCGGAGCGAUAGUGCUGCUAUGGCGGCCCCUGCUCAACCCAAGAAAAUCGUGGCUCCAACUGUGUCCCAGAUGAACGCGGAGUUCGUGACCCAGUUAGCAUGUAAAUACUGGGCUCCCCAUAUCAAGAAAAAAUCACCUUUUGAUAUAAAGGUCAUUGAAGAGAUAUAUGAGAAAGAGAUUGUCAAAUCAAGGUUUGCCAUCAGAAAGAUAAUGCUGUUGGAAUUUAGCCAGUAUCUUGAAAAUUACCUCUGGAUGAAUUAUUCUCCAGAGGUGUCCAGCAAAGCCUACUUAAUGUCAAUCUGCUGUAUGGUGAAUGAGAAGUUCAGAGAAAAUGUCCCUGCAUGGGAGACUUUUAAGAAGAAGCCAGACCACUUCCCAUUUUUUUUUAAGUGCAUCUUGAGGGCAGCAUUAGCUGAAACUGAUGGUGAAUUUUCACUCCAUGAACAGACAGUCUUACUGCUUUUUCUUGAUCAUUGCUUCAAUAGCUUGGAAGUGGACUUGAUACGGAGCCAAGUACAGCAACUUAUCUCCCUCCCAAUGUGGAUGGGCUUACAGCCUGCACGAUUGGAAUUAGAAUUAAAAAAGACACCUAAGCUAAGAAAAUUCUGGAACUUGAUUAAAAAGAAUGAUGAAAAGAUGGAUCCAGAAGCAAGAGAACAAGCCUAUCAAGAAAGAAGGUUUCUUUCACAACUCAUCCAGAAAUUUAUCUCUGUGCUGAAAUCAGUCCCACUUUCUGAACCUGUCACUAUGGACAAAGUUCAUUACUGUGAAAGAUUCAUUGAACUUAUGAUUGAUCUAGAGGCUUUGCUCCCUACAAGACGCUGGUUUAAUACUAUCCUGGAUGACUCCCACCUUUUGGUUCACUGUUACCUUUCCAAUCUUGUCCAUAGAGAAGAGGAUGGCCAUCUUUUCUCCCAGCUUUUGGACAUGCUCAAGUUCUAUACUGGUUUUGAGAUUAAUGACCAGACUGGAAAUGCUCUGACAGAGAAUGAGAUGACUACAAUUCACUAUGAUAGAAUUACUUCUCUACAGAGAGCUGCUUUUGCACAUUUCCCUGAACUCUAUGAUUUUGCUCUCUCAAAUGUGGCAGAAGUAGACACUCGAGAAUCCUUGGUCAAGUUUUUUGGGCCUCUUAGUUCAAAUACACUCCACCAGGUGGCAUCAUACCUCUGCUUGUUACCAACUCUUCCUAAAAAUGAAGAGACAAGUUUAGAUAAAGAAUUUCUUCUGGAAUUGCUGGUUUCUCGUCAUGAGCGUCGGAUUUCUCAGAUUCAGCAACUGAACCAGAUGCCUUUGUAUCCAACUGAGAAAAUCAUAUGGGAUGAAAAUAUUGUCCCAACUGAGUACUAUUCCGGAGAAGGUUGUCUUGCUCUUCCCAAGUUAAAUUUGCAGUUUUUGACUCUUCAUGAUUACCUCCUAAGGAACUUUAAUCUCUUCCGCUUAGAAUCAACUUAUGAAAUCAGGCAGGACAUCGAGGAUAGUGUCAGCAGAAUGAAGCCAUGGCAAUCUGAGUAUGGUGGUGUAGUGUUUGGCGGCUGGGCGCGGAUGGCCCAGCCCAUUGUGGCUUUCACUGUAGUUGAGGUUGCCAAACCCAACAUAGGUGAAAACUGGCCCACCCGAGUUCGUGCAGAUGUUACCAUCAAUCUGAAUGUCAGAGAUCACAUCAAAGAUGAAUGGGAAGGACUUCGUAAGCAUGAUGUAUGCUUUUUAAUUACCGUACGUCCUACAAAACCUUAUGGUACCAAGUUUGACCGAAGGAGACCUUUUAUUGAGCAGAUUGGCCUGGUUUAUGUCAGAGGCUGUGAAAUCCAGGGCAUGCUCGAUGAUAAAGGGCGUGUCAUUGAAGAUGGACCUGAACCCAGACCCAAUCUUAGAGGAGAGUCAAGGACAUUCAGAGUAUUUUUGGAUCCAAACCAGUAUCAACAAGAUAUGACCAAUACUAUACAAAAUGGAGCAGAAGAUGUUUAUGAAACUUUCAAUAUAAUAAUGAGGAGAAAACCAAAGGAAAAUAACUUUAAGGCUGUGCUGGAGACUAUUCGGAACCUGAUGAAUACUGAUUGUGUGGUACCUGACUGGCUUCAUGACAUCAUUUUAGGUUAUGGGGAUCCAAGUAGUGCACAUUAUUCAAAAAUGCCCAAUCAGAUCGCCACUCUUGAUUUCAACGAUACAUUUCUUUCCAUUGAGCAUUUAAAAGUCAGCUUUCCUGGUCAUAAUGUUAAAGUAACUGUGGAUGACCCAGCACUACAGAUACCCCCUUUCAGGAUAACUUUUCCAGUAAGAAGUGGAAAGGGGAAGAAAAGGAAAGAUGCAGACAGGGAAGAUGAAGACACUGAAGAGGCAAAAACCUUAAUUGUUGAACCUCAUGUUAUUCCGAAUAGGGGUCCUUAUCCUUACAAUCAACCCAAACGUAAUACAAUUCAGUUCACUCAUACACAGAUAGAGGCCAUCCGAGCUGGUAUGCAGCCCGGGCUAACUAUGGUUGUGGGCCCACCAGGUACUGGAAAAACAGAUGUGGCAGUCCAAAUCAUAUCCAACAUAUACCACAAUUUCCCAGAGCAGAGGACUCUGAUUGUUACUCAUUCCAAUCAGGCCCUGAACCAAUUGUUUGAGAAAAUCAUGGCUUUAGACAUUGACGAGCGCCACCUCCUACGUCUUGGUCAUGGAGAAGAAGAGCUGGAGACAGAGAAAGAUUUUAGCAGGUAUGGAAGAGUUAAUUAUGUCCUUGCUCGAAGAAUAGAACUUUUAGAAGAAGUCAAACGAUUGCAAAAGAGUCUAGGGGUUCCAGGAGAUGCCUCCUAUACUUGUGAAACAGCAGGCUAUUUCUUCUUAUAUCAGGUGAUGUCUCGUUGGGAGGAGUACAUCAGCAGAGUGAGAAGUAAGAGUGAUGCAUCGUCGGGUGUCGUGGAGAUCUCCACUCUCUUCCCAUUUCACGAAUACUUCGCAAAUGCCCCUCGACCCAUUUUUAAAGGUCGAUCUUAUGAAGAAGACAUGGAAAUUGCUGAGGGAUGUUUCAGGCAUAUUAAGAAAAUCUUUACUCAGCUUGAGGAAUUCAGAGCCUCAGAACUGCUUCGCAGUGGACUGGACAGAUCCAAAUACCUUUUGGUGAAAGAAGCCAAAAUCAUUGCUAUGACCUGCACGCAUGCUGCCUUAAAACGACAUGAUUUAGUCAAGCUAGGUUUCAAGUAUGACAACAUUUUAAUGGAAGAGGCUGCUCAGAUUCUGGAGAUAGAAACAUUUAUACCUCUUCUUCUACAGAAUCCUCAGGAUGGUUUUAGCCGACUGAAGCGCUGGAUUAUGAUUGGUGAUCAUCACCAGUUGCCUCCAGUCAUUAAGAACAUGGCCUUUCAGAAGUAUUCAAACAUGGAGCAAUCUCUCUUCACUCGCUUUGUCCGGGUCGGAGUUCCCACUGUGGACCUCGAUGCCCAGGGGAGAGCCAGAGCGAGCUUGUGUAACCUCUACAACUGGCGAUACAAGAAUCUAGGAAACUUACCCCACGUGCAGCUCUUGCCAGAGUUCAGAACAGCAAGCGCUGGCUUGCUCUAUGACUUCCAGCUCAUCAAUGUUGAAGACUUUCAGGGAGUGGGAGAGUCUGAACCUAAUCCUUAUUUUUAUCAGAAUCUUGGAGAGGCAGAAUAUGUAGUAGCACUUUUUAUGUACAUGUGUUUACUUGGUUACCCUGCUGACAAGAUCAGUAUUCUAACAACAUAUAAUGGGCAAAAGCAUCUUAUUCGUGACAUCAUCAAUAGACGAUGUGGGAGCAAUCCAUUGAUUGGAAGACCAAAUAAGGUCACAACUGUUGACAGAUUUCAAGGUCAGCAGAAUGAUUAUAUUCUUCUUUCUCUUGUACGAACCAGGGCAGUGGGCCAUCUAAGGGAUGUCCGUCGCUUAGUGGUGGCCAUGUCUAGAGCCAGACUUGGACUUUAUAUCUUUGCCAGAGUAUCCCUCUUCCAAAACUGUUUUGAACUAACUCCCGCCUUCAGUCAGCUCACGGCCCGCCCACUUCAUUUGCAUAUAAUUCCAACGGAACCUUUCCCGACCAAUAGGAAGAAUGGAGAGAGACCAUCUCAUGAAGUUCAGAUAAUAAAGAAUAUGCCCCAGAUGGCAAACUAUGUAUACAACAUGUACAUGCAUUUGAUACAGACCACACAUCAUUAUCAUCAGACUUUAUUACAGCUGCCACCUGCUAUGGUAGAAGAAGGUGAGGAAGUUCAAAGUCAGGAAACAGAAUUGGAAACAGAAGAAGAAGCCAAUCCUUGUCAAGCUGACAUACCCAGUCUUACAGACACCAGCUCCAGUCAAGAAUCCUUAGCCUCUCAGACCGAGACCAGCGACAGUCAGACUGAGAGCACCCCCAGCCAGCCGGGAGCCAGCCCCGGGGCAGAGGCCAUCCCUGCUCCGACUGCUGAGGCUGCUGGGGCCGCAGGACCUGCCUCUGAGCCAGCAGAGGCCGACGCACUCCCAAGUGCUGCUCCUGCCGCAGAAGAGACUGCACAGCCCAGCUGAAGCUUGUCUCAGGGAGGACAUUUUAUUCAUAAAGUCUAAGUAAAGCUACUUUUUGCAUUUUUUAUUUGUUUCUUCCAUUUUAAGGGUACUAAUCAAUGUUCAGUCCUUAUUUUUGUUAACUGAUUUCAAUGUUUGGCUUCUUGGAUAUAUUAAAGAAAUUUUAUGUGUCUGAAUAACUUGUUUCAUUUGUUCAAUCAGAAGGGCAAAUAACCAUUCCUUUGAUAUUUUUAUUAUUAACUGAAUGUGUCUAGUCAUACCUACAUUAAAAGAAUGUCCUAUAGAAUAUACAAGACAUGCUUUACAUUUUUAGUGAACUUUUCUAAGGAAAAGGACAGAAUACACUGGAAUUAACCAUAAAUGUCCUUAAGCAAGUAUCCAUAUUGGAGAGAGAGUAAUUUCUUUUGUCAUAGUAUCAGAUGCUCAAGUUGUGUUUCCUUUUUUCCUACGUUUCUUUGCUAUCUUCUUUGAUACAAAGACAUUAAUGGCCAUAGGAUAUAAGUUUCUCCAGUCCCUCAAAGAGGCUACAUGUAUUUCCUUCCCCAAAGUCUCUUAAUAUAUUAGAAUCACAUAGUGUAUGUGUUUAUUCUUGGGGCCACUCCAGACCUAAUUAGUCAGAGUCUCAGGGUUAGGGCCCAGGAAUCUAUUUUAACAGGUGUCUCUAUGCUUAAGUUGCUGUCAGAGUGGCAUCAGAUCAGGUUGUUGAGGCUGAGCCAGUAUUUGUCUUUCAUUUAAGGAAGAAGAAUCUGGCAAAUCUAUUUGGGCGGGAAGAAAGAUCCAGAAUCUGGCAGUGAGAGUCAGUGAAAUUUACCCCGUGUGCAGGAUAGAAUUCUCCCUACACAGAGUUUCUGGGUUUUCUGCCCUGUUAGUUCUCUUGGUAGAUAACCAGCCACAGGAUAACCUUAAGAUAAAAUGUGCUCCAGUUUUGGGAGAGGAAGAAAUUGGGAUCUUGCUACUGAAGCGUGGUUUGCAAACCAGGAAUAUCAGUCCCCACUGACACUUGUUAGAGAUGCAGAAGCUUGGUGUCCACCCCAGACCUGUGAAAUCCGAAUCUGCAUUCCAGCCAAAUCCCCGGGUGAUUUAUAUGCACUUUGUAGGUUGAGAAGCACUGUACUGAGAUUACUGUGUUGUCUUCACAUGAGUGAGAAGUAGAACGAUUCUGUGAUGGUAGAAUUAACAGUGGGCAUGACUGACAUUUUCUGACAAGGGGCUUUUGCUUAUAAAGUCCCUGGGCAUGGUGGCCAGAAAAGAGAUGAACAUAUAUGUGGGUAGAGAGAAAUUGUCUGCUAGUUCUCUCUUCCCUGUUUUGACAUCUGAAAGAGGGGCUGAGAGGGAGCAUUUCCCCAGAGGAUCCCCUCCAGUGCCUCUACCUGUAGGCGUGACCAUGUCCAAAGAACCGCUGAAGAAGUAAGAACUGCACACUGCCACUGACGUGCUUCUGGUACUGACAUUUUAAAGGUAUGCUGACUUCAUAAGGAAAUUAAGCCCACAAAGUCAAGCAUACCUUCAAAAUGUCAGUGGCGGAUGUGAAUUAGACUCUCAUCUUCCAAUGCGUCUUAUUGCAUCAGAGCAGGUGCAAAUGUUAGUGAGUAAGGGGAAGUGAGAGCAAGGGGUGGAUGAGAGGAGUGAAACGCCAAGGACCCUAGGAGACCUGGGUCCGUUUGUUACCAGAGUCAGGAUGAAGCCAGAUAGUCUGUUACAUAAUUUCCCUGACUUUAAGAAUGUGAAAGCAGGUGUUGUGGGCAUCUUUGUGAGGAAUAGUACUCAGAAUUAUUUUCAUUUGUGAAUAUAUUGUAUCAGGCAAAAGCAAGAGGGAAAGAAGCUUUAAUGUUAUUACGGACUUACCUAGAAAAGAUUGAUUUUUCUCUCUACCCUUUUAGAGAUGAAUCUGUGUUACCUGCAACCAUAUCAAGCAAACUGUUGGGCUCAUUAAGCCAUUUUCCAAACUAUGUAUCACUCUGUGUAGAUGAUGACUGGACUUUUUUCUUUCCUGCUUCAUUUUCUAUCACAUUACAAAGAAAAUUUAACCAGAUGGUGAGUAAGCCCUUUGCCUUUGUCAUAGAAAUUAAAAAGGGAUGAUAGUGGUGGGAUUUGAAUUCCUUUAAAUUGUUCAUGGGAAAGGCCAGAGAGUCACAGUUGACUAUAGAAUCAUGGGAUUUUUCAAGGAAGUUAAGAGAUUUACUUUUAAAUAAUAAGGACAUUAAGGGUAAUGCUAAUAACCUGGGUGUCAACUGUGGAAGAGUGAGGUAGAAUCCAAGUUUACAUUCCUUGGGCAGUGUUUAUUUUUUAUUUUGUUCAAUCAAGCACACAUGAGUGACAGCCUCAUAAAUUCAAGAGAUUUCUUUUCAAUUUGGGUUUCUACAAACACAGGUACUCUAGCCUCUAGCCUUGUGACCAUUUCAGAUUAGUGUUCCCAUUGCUCUCCAUCCUGUUUUAUUUUUCCUCCAUGUCUGAAUCUGUCAUGAUUUUGGAAUCUAUUUUUAAAAGCAGAACCAAAAAGAUGCAUGCAAAGAGAAUGAGCCUGAAAUGAAGCAUUCAAGUAUUUAGACUUUUUUGACAAAAUGCUGAGUUAAGAAAGCUCAUUACCAGCAGUUGAGAAUAAAUAGCUCCAGUGAAUGAGAUGAUCUAAACAUUUUCAGGUCUCUUGAAGUUAAUGUGAUGAUAAAAGUUGAGAUGUUUUGUUAGAAACUGAGAGAAAUGGCAUAAAUAGGCCAUUUGUACUCCUAUAUAAAAUGAGGUUUUUUAUGAUCUGAAGACAGUGUGAUACUGUAAACCAGAGUUUGAGCUCACCCGGACCAGGCUCAACUUUCAUCUGAUUUGCUCAUCAGCAUUAGGUCUGACCUUGGAUAAGUUUUAUUUAUACUACAAAACAGGGAAAAUACCUGUUUUUUAAUGAGGCAAUGUUUAUGAAGAUAUCUGGCACCAAGUACUCAAUCAUACCAGUGCCUCUCCCUUUUUCUCCAAAUCUUUGAGACAAUGUAGGAUAUUGCCAACCUAUCCUCCGACUUGGUACUUGGCUCUGCCCCUCUCCAGGGAGCAUGUAGGAUGAUGAGGAAAGGGACACAUGGUGUAGAAUCCUCCACUAAGAAUCAACCUUAUUGAAGAUAGAAAGUUAGCAUAAGUAUAGCCAUCUUAAAAGCUUAGACUCCAUUUUCUAACCUAGAAGGAAGAAAAUAGGAAAAUAUUAGAACCUUGAAAAACAAGUUAGUCAGCCAGCGUUGAUUGCAGUGACCUUUAGUUAGCCAACCUCAAUCAGUUAAUCAUACAUACCAAGCUUACCUUACUAAGAACCACCCUAACAUUCCGAGGGUGAUCUUAUCUCACUAGACCCCCAGGAUGUGGCGUCAGCCAAAAUGUAUGUGUUUUUUUUUGGAAAAACAAUGUGAUGUGUUUGUGGAAAAAUACUGCCCUUUUUGAAAAUGCUAUAAAAACCUCUGACUCUAAGUGCUCGGGGUCCUUGU
This is a messenger RNA of Manis pentadactyla (Chinese pangolin), 8147 nucleotides long. RefSeq names its product aquarius intron-binding spliceosomal factor (gene AQR). Bases 205 to 4689 code for a protein of 1494 amino acids. Gene Ontology annotation, biological process: mRNA splicing, via spliceosome. Gene Ontology annotation, molecular function: helicase activity; mRNA binding. NCBI's taxonomy places the organism in Eukaryota, Metazoa, Chordata, Mammalia, Pholidota, Manidae. The record is from RefSeq and is a predicted model, not a curated record. Gene Ontology annotation, cellular component: catalytic step 2 spliceosome. The transcript is spliced from 35 exons.